Messenger RNA from Lodderomyces pseudojiufengensis, 1266 nucleotides. It is a transcript of the gene IPK2, whose product is annotated as inositol polyphosphate multikinase. Lineage: Eukaryota; Fungi; Ascomycota; Pichiomycetes; Serinales; Debaryomycetaceae. Gene Ontology annotation, biological process: inositol phosphate biosynthetic process; phosphatidylinositol phosphate biosynthetic process. Gene Ontology annotation, cellular component: cytoplasm; nucleus. The coding region runs from base 1 to 1266 and encodes 421 amino acids. The transcript has a single exon. The record is from RefSeq and is a predicted model, not a curated record. Gene Ontology annotation, molecular function: inositol hexakisphosphate kinase activity; inositol-1,4,5,6-tetrakisphosphate 3-kinase activity.
AUGACUAAAAUUGAACAUCUCAAUAAUUCAGAACAUGAAAAUGACGAUGAUACGACAGAUCCGAAAAUUCAAAGUAAAUCAUCUACAUCGAUAUUAUCACGGACCACAAUUUCAAAUUUAAAACCAUCCAAACAUCAAGCUGCAGGACAUGAUGGGUGUUUAACUUCAGAUUCAAUAUUUAUAAAACCAACUAUAAAACAAGAAUUAGACUUUUAUAAUUACAUAAAUGGAAUUGAUCAAAUCAGUGAAUCAAAGAAUGAAGAUAUAUAUCUAGGUUCUUUAUUGAGUCAUUGGAUGCCAAAAUUUUAUGGAAAUCUUCAAGAAGGUAAAAUAUCAAACACUGAAAUUAAUCCAACUGCAUCAUUCUUAAAUUUAGACACAAACUCUACCGAGUCAUUUGCCAAAAAAGAUUCAAAGGAUUAUAUAGUUUUACAAAACUUAUAUCAUGGAUUCAAAAAACCGAAUAUUAUGGAUAUCAAAUUAGGUUCAAAAUUAACUGAUGAUUCAAAGACUCCUCCUGAAAAAAUUGAAAGAUUAGCUAAAGUAAGUAAAAAUACGACUAGUGGAUCACAUCUGUUCAGAAUAUGUGGUAUGAAAGUUUAUAAUCAAAAUCAAUCACAAACUUUUUCCGAAGAGGAAAUUUUUGAUGGGAUGUUAAAUACUGUUCAACUAGUUUCUCUUGAAGAAGAAAAUAAUAAUUCAACUCAAGAAACUUAUUUUCAAUUUAAUAAAUUUUUUGGAAGAUCUUUAAAUUCAACAAAUAUUGAAAAUGGUAUAAAUUUAUUUUUUAAAUUAUCUCAUUUCAAACCAAAUCAAAUACGACAUUUGAUUGAAAUUUAUCUAAAAAGAUUACAAUUAAUUUAUAAUUGCUUAUUGGAUUAUGAUGUUAGAAUGUAUUCUAGUAGUUUAUUAUUUAUUUAUGAAGGGGAUUCAAGUGUUUGGAAUGAAGAUAAAUAUGAGGAUUAUGAUCUGCUGGACCCUAUAGUGAAAGAUUUUGAAUUAAGUGAUGAUGAUGAAGAGGAUAGUGUAGAAAAAGUCGAUGACUUAGAACAAGCAGUGUUAAAUGAUUAUAAAGUAAUUAAGUCAAUGUCUGAUGAAAGUUCAGGUACAAAUGAUACAAAAAAUUCGUCUCCAUUGAGUAGUCUACAUUUGAUUGAUUUUGCUCAUUCUAAACCUACUCCCAAGGAAGGAUACGACGAAAAUGUAAUAAAAGGAAUUGAAAAUUUGAUAGAUAUCUUUUCAAAUAUUCAAAAACAAUACAUCUAG